Symbiodinium natans is the source of this 1188-nucleotide messenger RNA. Lineage: Eukaryota; Dinophyceae; Suessiales; Symbiodiniaceae. The record is from the annotation of a GenBank genome assembly.
AUGCAAAGCGCUGCUCGAUGGCUAUUGAACUGCCUUCUUCCCUAUUCCGUCUGGAGCUUCUCGCACGUCACCGAGGAGUCCAAUGCACUGAACUUCGUCCAAAGGAAGGUGCUGCCACGAGUCGCUCCACCGCCCACGCUUUCAGCGGCUCAAAGUGCACCCUCAAAGCCUUGGCACACGCACAAGUACAUCUUUGUUGCUCAUCACAAGGCCGGUGUGUUUUUGAUGCAUGACCUACAGUCAUCGAUCUUCCUUUCUCUUGGGGCGACUGCGAGCGAAAUGGGUUUGUGGAUUCAGCCCUGUUAUCCUGGUGACUGUUUGAAACCAGAGGCACCGAUCCAGUUUUGGAUGGACCUCUAUUCGUACGAAAGAGCGCAGGAAGCAAGGGAAGCUGCCGGCGCAAAAGGCAUGCGCGUCGCGGGAAUCGUGCGAGAUCCGGUGUCCAUGAUCGUCUCAGCAUACUGCUAUCACCAUCGGGGCGAAGAGCUAGGCAAUGUCAUGUUCGGCAAUGGAAGCUUAAUGCACUUGGGCCCCAAAGAAGGACUUAAGUUUGCUGCAGAGAGGAUGUUGCCGUUAGUUGAAAACAUGACGACUGCCUUUGAGCGGCCAUUCAAUGACACUUUCCACCUAGUCUACGAGAAGGUCACCCGAUCUUCUGAGGACUUCGACCAGCAGGUUGGAGAGAUGACCAGCUUCUUGUUCCAAGACCUUAUUACGCCGGCACAGCGCAGCCAGGUCCUCAACGCGACGCAAUCGGCAGAUCUGCAUCGUCAUCCGGCCAAAGGUGAUCAUGGGAACGACAAAGAAUGCAAGGACGAAGUGCGCAAGUACGUGCCCUCACUGCCCCCAGAGCUCUUGUCACGAUACCGCUCCUUCCAGCAGCGAUUGGGAUAUGUGCCGGUCUUCUUCUAUGGUGCUGCUCGACAGGAUCGACGGGCGCUGGCGGAGCUGCGGCGCAGCUUGGGGUACUUCGGAGGUGCCGCCAAGGGCGAAUGGUCUGGAUUGUCCGACGAGAUCAAGGCCGCCAUCGUCGGCCUGCCUGCGGAUUGUGGGCCAGCUGGUGAGGUGGAUGAGCGCUGUGGCGUAGCAUGUGUUGGCGCCGUACCUUGGGUCUACAACUACAACCUCCUCAUCACUGCUGAGCUCACGCAGGUUGACCCAAGUUCGAAGUUCAGGCGGAGCUCAUGA